CUUGACCGUCGGAGCUUAAUCCGGGGGGCAACCCCGACUCUUUCACAGGUUUCUUCCCUCCCGACGAGAUCAGACGAACGAAUUACGAGUCCUCCCACACCACAAAUAUCAUUGUUCGUGCCCGGAGUUACU
Linum tenue is the source of this 132-nucleotide messenger RNA. The record is from the annotation of a GenBank genome assembly. Lineage: Eukaryota; Viridiplantae; Streptophyta; Magnoliopsida; Malpighiales; Linaceae.